CAGCUUAUUUCUGUCCGAAGAAAUAAAUAGAAAAUCCAAAAAAAAUAACAAAUAAUAAUAAGAUAAUAAUAAAAGUACGGAAAAUUACCGUAUAAUUUGUUCUUCCUUCCUUCUGGAACAAUCUCCGUCGUCUCCUCCGUUCUUCUGAAAGGAAAUCUCUCGACGGAGCGGAAGAGGGUAAGCUUUGCAGGUGAAGAUGGCGGAUCAGCUCACCGAUGACCAGAUCUCCGAGUUCAAGGAGGCCUUCAGCUUGUUCGACAAGGACGGCGAUGGUUGCAUCACCACCAAGGAGCUUGGGACCGUGAUGAGGUCACUGGGGCAGAACCCGACCGAGGCGGAACUCCAAGACAUGAUCAAUGAGGUCGAUGCUGAUGGUAACGGGACCAUCGACUUCCCCGAGUUCCUCAACCUGAUGGCAAGGAAGAUGAAGGACACUGACUCCGAGGAGGAACUGAAGGAGGCUUUUAGAGUCUUCGACAAGGACCAGAAUGGGUUCAUCUCCGCCGCCGAGCUCCGCCACGUGAUGACCAACCUUGGCGAGAAGCUGACAGAUGAGGAAGUUGAUGAGAUGAUCCGCGAGGCCGAUGUGGACGGCGAUGGCCAAAUAAACUACGAAGAGUUCGUGAAGGUGAUGAUGGCCAAGCUGUUGCUCCUAAUUACCUUUUAUCGUACACCGAAAUGGAGUUGGAGAACUCUCGAACAGUGGCAUGAUGAACCAAGUCCUAGAAAGGGGUUAGUUGGCGCCAUAAAUCAUGUGGGUAGGUUUGACGGUCUGCUUCUGUUCUCUAUAGAAGAAGCCAUUGAAGUCUUAACCUCCUCAGCUCUGAUCUUUCCAUCUCUCUCUGAAACCCUAAGAAUGGAGAUGGAGAAUUCAAUGGACGAGAAAAAGAAGAAGAAGAUGAAGAUACUCUGCCUCCAUGGGUUCAGAACCAGUGGGAGCUUCUUCAAGAAGCAGAUCGGCAGAUGGGAUCCUUCCAUUUUCGCUGCCUUCGAUCUCGAUUUUCCAGAUGGGAUAUUCCCUGCUGGAGGCAAAUCAGACAUAGAAGGGCUCUUCCCUCCCCCUUAUUUUGAGUGGUUCCAAUUCAACAAGGGCUUCACGGAAUACACUAACUUGGAAGAAUGCAUUACUUAUCUGUGUGAUUACAUCAUGACCAACGGUCCUUUCGAUGGCCUGCUCGGAUUUUCCCAGGGCGCAACGCUCUCAGCUCUUUUGCUUGGUUACCAGGCGCAGGGUAAAGUGUUGAAAGAUCAUCCGCCUCUGAAAUUCUUCGUAUCAAUCUCGGGAUCGAAGUUCAGAGACCCGAGCAUUUGUGACGUAGCGUACAAGGACCCGAUCAAGUUAAAGUCGGUCCACUUUGUCGGGGCCAAGGAUUGGCUAAAGCUGCGGUCUGAGGAAUUAGCCUCCGCAUUUCAUAAUCCCCUCAUAAUAAGGCAUCCUCAAGGCCAUGUCGUACCAAGAUUAGACGAGGAGGCUACCCGGCAGCUGAGCGACUGGACGAAGGGAAUAAUUGUCGAGCAUGGCAACGGUCCAGUUACCAGUAAGGCUGCAGAAACCUAAAAUGGACGAGAUGGCAUAAAGGAAGAGAGUCUCGCGGUCGGAAACCAAUUAGAUCAGAAUGGCGGGCUGAAAGUGGAGAUUGAAAAGAGAGAUGUUGAGAUUAUGGAGCCUGCCAAAGCCUGAAGACUAGUUAGGCUGUUUAAUUAUCCUUUAUUUUCCGAAUUCGGGUGACUAUAAGUUUAUAACUUUCAAGCUAAAGCCAACUUGUUUCUUCGUGUAACCGUUAUAUAUAAAACAUAAUAAAGUCACGCAGAUCGCGAAGAUGUAGGAGCGAAUUAAUUUUAUGAAAACAUUUAAUUUAGGA
Punica granatum (pomegranate) is the source of this 1862-nucleotide messenger RNA. Lineage: Eukaryota; Viridiplantae; Streptophyta; Magnoliopsida; Myrtales; Lythraceae. The record is from RefSeq and is a predicted model, not a curated record.